Sphaerodactylus townsendi is the source of this 6106-nucleotide messenger RNA. It is a transcript of the gene NOL8, whose product is annotated as nucleolar protein 8. The record is from RefSeq and is a predicted model, not a curated record. The transcript is spliced from 17 exons. NCBI's taxonomy places the organism in Eukaryota, Metazoa, Chordata, Lepidosauria, Squamata, Sphaerodactylidae. Gene Ontology annotation, molecular function: RNA binding. Bases 173 to 3556 code for a protein of 1127 amino acids.
AUGUUUUGAAGAGCUUAGCGGAAGUGGGGGAAGGUAAAUAAGGAACGCCUUGAGAAAGCCAUGCUGUGAAUGGCAGGAAGAAACUCUCGUUGGGGAGAGUCCAGGGGAGCUUGGCUGAGUGGACCGGGAGACGUAGUAAGACCUAAGAAACCAGGAUGUUUGAAUUUUGAACAUGGAUCAAAACCCAGUUGUUAAGCGGCUGUAUGUCGGAGGACUUGAUCAUACAGUUUCUAAAACUGAACUUCAGGAAAGAUUUGGCAAGUUUGGAAAUGUUACAGACAUAGAAAUUGUUAACCGGAGAGAUGAAGGAGGAAAGCCUACAAAAACAUUUGCCUAUAUCAGCAUCACCCUUUCAGAAAAAGAAUUUAGAAAAUGUAUAUCUGUGUUGAAUAAGACAAAAUGGAAAGGUGGAACACUGCAAAUAGAAUUGGCCAAAGAAUGUUUUUUGCACAGAUUGGCACGGGAGCGUCAAGAGGCCAGUGUGAUGAAGGAAAAAAUAAGCUGCAAUGGCACAUCCAACAUUCUAGAAUCUAUGAAGAAAUCUGGAGUUGAAGAUUUUCAUGUAAAAGCAGUACCAGGAACAGAAAUACCAGAUCAUAAGGACUGGGUUGUUGGCAAGUUUGGAAGAGUUUUGCCUAUCCUCCAUAUGAAAGCACAACACACAAAUAAGAUUAUGAAAUAUGAUCCUUCCAAGUACUGCCACAAUCUUAAAAAAUUAGAUUCAGACCUCAGUGGGACAGUUCCAGUUUCUGAACUCACUUGGCAUUUGGACGAAGAUGCUAGCAUCAUGAACAAGAAACGGCAAGGACAAUUUCCUGUUUAUAAGCCACCUAAAAAAAAAGUGAAGAUACAGGACUGUGGUGGUUUGAGUAGUAGAGAAUUGAAAUCAUGUAGCCAGUUUUCAUCAAAAAGAGCAAAUGUACAUAUGACAGAACUAGUUCAAAAUCACACUCAUAUUGCAAAGCAGUACAAAGAACCUUCUAUGGAUCAGAAUUUUGUAACAGAAUCUUGCAGGAAGAGAAGCAACCUGUCUGAAAGUGAUAUUGAUACUGAUGAAGAAAUUCGAGCUAUAUUAACAAAAGAGAAAGGAGUGCAGAAAAUGAUCCCUAAUAUUGAGCCUGAAGAUAGUAUGGAAGUUGUUGGGGAAAAUUUUGAAUUGAAAUAUAGUACUCAUUGGUCUUUGGGAAAAGCACACAGUAUGGAGAAAGUAUGCAAUGGGGAGCUAAGGAGCAUGGAAAACAAAUCUGAGUAUGAUUCAACUGACACUGAUGAAAUUAUAGCUGUGACUCAAACAUCAAAUCGAAAAAAGAGAAGAAAGGAAGCACUAAAUGGGUCUAAGGCCACAAAAGAGAAAACUGGAAGGUUUAAGAAAGGUGUACUUUCACAGGAUAUAUGUUCCAGUUCUUCAGACUUGUAUGGGUCAACAUCUGACAAACAGAAAGGUGGGGAAAAAGCAACACCAAAAAAGGUAAAUUCUGAGAUUGUACAUGAACAGAGCACAGAUGCCAAUAAGUGUACAUUGGAGAGUGAUGAUGUAUAUCUUGCCACAAGUGAAUCUGAAGUGGAUGAAGAUUAUGAAACCAUGAUGAAAAACUGUUACCGACUAGACCUUACAUUAGAAGAUUUAGAACGAUUAGCAGAUGAAACUGCUGAAUCUUCAGUUGAUGAUGAAUCUUCAGGUGACACUCAAUCUAAAACUAAGGAAUUUGCACUUAAUCAUGUCAAAAAUAUUCCAAAGGCACCCACAGAGUCCCCUGCUCCUAAAAAAUGUAUUUCUCCAGAAGAAAUUCUUGCUGCUAUUUUAAAAGAAGACAGUGCUGAUGAAGAAAAUCCAAAGGAAGGCAAGUCUUGUUUGAAAGUUCAACCUUUUAGAGGAAUUGGGUCACUAAGUGAAAAUGGAGCCAUAAAGAAGCUGACUAAGAGUGAGUCGGAUGCACAUAAAAGAAAAGCUAGGUGUGAUCCCCAGUGCUUGGACUGUGCAAUCAAAAAUCCUAAUUGCAACUUACUCUCAUUAAGAAAAAUUAAGUCUGACUCUCACAGGGGAAAACGCAUAGUAAAAACAGAUGAAAAUUCUGGCUGCAGCAUACUCAACACAGAAGAUAGUGCAGCUGAAACCAGUGACAGGAGUGUUCUAGCUGAAACAAAAGUCUCAACCAAUCAGAAAUCUUUUCCCAAGAGAGCACCAAUAGAAAUUAGUUGCACAGGUUCAGAUUUGAGUGACAACUUGAAGAAUAUCCUUUUGCAAAGCAGAGAGACGCAGCUAGGUUCCGCUGCAACUGCGUUGGAAAAGCAACAGCAAGACAAUAAAAAAAGGCUAGCAGCUUUGCAAGAAAAGCAAAAAGAGAAAGAAUUGCAGAAGAGGCUUAUUCAGGGAGCUCUUGCCCAUCUGGAAACCAAGUCAACAAAUAAACAGAAGCACAUAGUAUUUGAUUCAGAUGAUGAAAGUGAAGCUGAAGUUCUGGUGAGCACUGAGAAAUGUUUAGGAGUAAAGCUGCUAGGAAAAGAGUUCACCACUAAAACCUCUGGAAAGCUGUUUGAAAGCAGCGAGGAUGAGCCUGAUACAGCUGAGGAAGAAGAUGACAGAUUCAAAAUCAAACCUCAGUUUGAGGGUAAAGCUGGUGAGAAGCUCAUGCAGUUACAGUCACGAUUUGGCACAGAUGAAAGAUUUCGUAUGGAUGCUCGCUUCCUUGAAAGUGACAGCAAACCAGAAGAUGAAUUAAAGAAAUUGGAAAUAGAUGAAGAGGAGGAGCUUGCAUUGGAGAAAAAGAAGAAUCUUGAGAUCUUGAAAAAUGUUCUGCAUAUCGAUAUAGAACAUCCCAAGCCUAGCAAGCAGGCUGCAAGUGCCAAAAAAUUCAAGGAUAUUAACACCCUACGCUAUGAUCCUACAAGGCAGGACCAUGCCAUGUUUGAAAGAAAGCCAGAAACUACUGAAAAAGAAAGUAAAGCAAAGAAAAAGAAAAAGAGGGAGGAGGCCCAGAAGCUUCCUGAAGUUUCUAAAGAAAUAUUUUAUGAUGUUGCUGUUGAUUUGAGAAAAGUACUUGAAUCUACUAAACGGAACGAAAAACCAGAAAUAAAACCCUGGGAUAAACAUGAUGAUGUGAAAGAAGCAAUUCCAGUUGAUCUAGAACCUUCAAACAAAGAUAAAAGUAACACACAAGAAGAAACUUGCGGCUUCACAUUUUCCUUUUUUGGUGCUGAAGAGAGGAUAUCACCUGUGAAAGAAGAACCGUAUCAAAUUGAAACAAUAAAGCCUUCAAAAGUUUCGUGGCAAGAAGAUCUACGUUUCCAGGAUAGUAGUUCAGAAGAUGAUGAUGUGCCAGACGUGGUUGAAAGAGAAUAUGUUAAAGAAAUGUCUCCAGCUGCACCACGCUCAGACAUUAGAUUUUUCUUCUUCUCUGAAGAUGAUGAUAGAUUAAAAGAGGGCCCAAAACUCUUCUGCCGAUCGUCUAACCUGGAUGAAGAGAGAGAUGAUUGGGAAAGCAGGCGCCAAAUGUUAAUUGAAGAUUGUCGAAAGAAACAUAAAGAUGCUAGAAGGAAAGUCAAAGUAAAGCACUGAAUGUGGCAGACAAGGGAAUCGGAGACUUAUCAGAAAUCUUGGAGAUACUCCAACUUUUAAUGCAAACAAUUAAGGAAACCACAGGAAACUUGCUGAUUAUUUGAAAAUAAAAAUGGGAGACCAUGUACAGUGUCUGUGUAAAACUAUAAAGGUCUGAGAUGGUGAAGCUUUUAAUGUUUAUAUCUCUGUAUAUUAUAUACAUGUUUACCAUUGAUUAUAGGCUACUGGAAGAUUCUUAAGCAAGAAUGGCAUUGUGUAUUGGCAGUAGUUGUCAUCUUUUCAGGGUGGAGCUAAACAAUUUAGCCUCCAUGUAACAUACUUGGAAAAGGACUAAAUUCUGGUACCAUUCAUGCAUACAGAUGCUAUAGCAUCAUAUAGCAACUUUUGGAGGCAUUUGUUACAUCUUGCAGCUCAUUCGCUCUGGUGUCUCAGUGGUUUGCCAAAUGGUGUUGCAGAGAGUCCAAUCUAUGUGAAUGUAUUCAGUUAAAUACAUUGUAUUAGUGCUUUGACUUCAUGAUUCUUUUUUGAAUGUAAAAUUAUUUUUGCAUCUUGAAUUCCAGCUCCCUGUUGUGAAGAACAGAUCUAAGACUACAGUCUUAAUACACCUCCCAAAUCCAGUAAAGUGUUUUGAGAAGACAGGGGUGGAUAUAGUAGUGGCUUGAUUGGAAUAAACAUAUUUAGGAAAGGAAAUCCAAAGCCAGUAAAGCAGAAGUAUUGCCAUUGGGGUGUGGAUAAAACUUCCAGGCUGGUUAUAGCCUUCUAGAAUGGAUGAUUACACCCAACUUAAAGAAGGCUAAAGGAUUACACCCAACUUAAAAGAGGUUAAAUUUGGCACAUAGUCGAUCAGCAUCAGGUUUAGCAUCCAUUGAAGUAUCCUCAUUUCCAUGACACGAAGGGCUUGUUCAUGUUUUCUUGUUGCUGGCCAGGAUUCAGCUCCGUACAGUGCUACUGGGUGAACAACUGUUUUGUAGAUUUUUACUUUGAGGUGUUCAGGCAUUUUCUUGUCACACAAAAUGCCAGUGGUUUGCCACCAUUUAAGCCACGCAGUAUUGACUUGUGACCGGGCAUCUGUCAAUGUGUUUCCAUCAGCUGAAAGCAGUGAUCCAGGGUAUUUGAAUUUGGUGACCUUGUUUAAUUUCUGGCUGCUGAUUUCAAUUGUUCCAUUUGUUUGGGGGUCACAUUCGAGGUAUUCAGUUUUUGGAAUGUCCAUGACUGCAACUGUUGCUGUAGCACCUGGCGGUCUUUGUUGGCAAGUACGACAUCAUCAGCAUACAGAAGUGUCCAUGGGUUUGCAAGUCAGUGGUAAGAGUAUCCAUGCAGAGUAUAAACAGCAAUGGUGAUAGGGCAGAGCCUUGAUGUAUGCUGACACUGAUGUUAAAAGGUAGGGAGGUUCCUGCUGGACACCGCACCAUGCUUGUUACUUUGCUAUAUAGCAUUUGCAUCCAUUGCACAUAUUCUUCUGGGAUUCCAUGGGUUCUUAGUGCAUGCCAUAUGAGAGCAUGAGGGACCCUAUCAAAGGCUUUUUCCAGGUCCAGGAAAGCCAGGUGCAGUGGUAUUUUCUUUUCUCUAUGUUUUUCCAUUAACAGUCGGGUGGCAUGUAUAGCAUCAGUAGUACCACAGCCCAUGAUGAAACCGCAUUGGUUUGGUGUGAUGGAUAUGUGAUUUCGCAUUUGUUGAUCUAAUAUUCUCUCGAAUAUUUUCAUUGCAUGACAGAGUAGGCAUAUUGGUCUGUAGUUUCUACAGUCGUAUACGUCUCCUUUUCUUUUCCAGAUAGGUAUGGUUGUGCUGAUUGUCCAGGCAUUAGGGAGUUUCUUUUCUUCAAUUAUGCAAUUAAACAGUGAAGCAAGAAAAGUGGCACCCUUCUCUUUGAGCAUUUUCCAUAUUUCUAUUGGAACGUCAUCUGGACCAGUGGUUUUCCCGUUCUUCAUUUUCUUGGUGGCCUUGUUUACCUCAGUGGAACUGGGCCCAAGGUUGGUAGUGCACUUAUUAUUGGUGGAUAGGGGAACUCGGUGUUGCUGAUGCUGGUGAAGUAUUCACACCACCCUUGGAGGAUAUUAAGGUGGGUGCACAGCAGUUUUCCAUCCUCGCUUUUGACUUGAAAGACAUGGUUUAUGUCUGGCAUGAUUUGGCGAGUCAGUACACCAUAUUUGUUCCUUCUGGUGUAUGUAGCUUGUCAUAUACAUUCUGGUAGUGCUCAUUCUGAUCUUGAUAGAUCAGCUGACUAUAAAAAUGUCUUCCUUUUGAAAUUCUGCUGUAAAAUAAAGCCAUACAUUAUAUUCCCCCACCCCCACCACCCAGUUGAAACUUUAUAGAGAACUUCAAACUUGUAAAUGUUUAUAUAUGUAUAUAUUUUAAUAUACUACUUUUUCUAUAAAUUAUAAUAUCCUUAUUGAGUUUGUGUAUGUUAUUGCUGAAUACUGAAAUGUCAUAUGCUGUAACAUUUUCAACCAUUUGUCAGUGGCACAGAUUAGAAAGACAGUAACUAAUGUUGAACUGGUAACAUUCUUGCUAACUUGUAAUAAAUAAUUUCUUGGUUAGACUGUUCAGUCA